AUGUUCCUACAGCCACAGAGACCACAACCGGCGCGGUCGGGAGUAGGCUCCUUGACAUUCGGUCGCAAGAACAGCAGCGUCGCAUCCUUCACCUCGAGCAGCAACGAUGGCUACGAUGCCGAAGGGUCUGGCAGCGCCAGCAUGCGUCAGAGCCAGAGCUUGAGUCAGAGCGGCUCAUCGCGUGGCCACACGCGCAACGACUUUGAUCCUCCAUCGAAUCGCUCAACGCAGCUCAGCGCCUCGAGCGAUGCUGACUACGCCAAGCCGACCACACAACGCAAACGUGCCGACUCCAAGGGCGCCAAGGACGCCUCCGCUCCGCCCAAGUCGAGCGGCGUGGGCACCCUGCGAGGCCUCGGACGCAGGUUGUUCAACCGCUCCAGCUCAAACCUCAAGGCCGCACCCAUCCUCACCUCCCGAUCCCAGUCCGCCUCGUCGUCCAGCACGGGCGCCCAGUCGCCACCGCUCACCCCAACCACACCGCCCCACGUCCAGCCGGUUUGGCUCGCAAACGGCCAAAAGGACUUCUUCUCCAACUUUUCCAAUCUCCCGUCCAACGUCAACCUCGCUCAGCACGAACAACUUCGCACGCCAGCCGACAGCUACGCCGGCGUGAGCCCCAAAUCGAAGCAGGGCGCUUUCAAUGAUGCCCCUGCGCGCGAUCACACCUUCGACUCUGGCUCCAGUCAGGGCCACGCCUCGAGCAGCAUCCACUCGCAUUCCAGCGCGUUUGCCCUGCCCGCGCUGCCAAGCGCAGUGGCAAGCCCGGCUGGGUUCGGCAGCCAGCUGAGCCGUCGCGAGAUCCCCGCUGUCAUCGAAGAGGAGGCCGAUUCAGACUUCCUUCGCGCCGUGCUCAACUUUGGCGAUGGCGACACCGACAUGCAAAUGCAAACGCCUUCCUUCCGUGGCGGAAGAGCCGCGCCUCUGCCGACACGUUCGAGCUCGCUCGGUCAGAUCGCAGGUGCUACAUCGAGCCCUUCCAGCUUCACGCUCUCGUCGCCAGCGCCACCACCUCCGCGCCGCACAUCCGAUGGGCGCGUAAUCCUGACGCAGGAUGCUGCGCGAACGUUCGCAAACGACAAACCAGCACCAGCCUACGUGGUCGUUCAUCGCAAGUACCGCAGGGGCCUCUUUGGCAACGACUCCGAGUCCGAAGACGAGUACGGCGACGACGACGAAGAGCGAGCCGACCAUGCACCCAUGCCCGCAUCUCCCGCGCCCGAGGCAGCAAACACGGCUUCUCAAGGCCUCAAUGCUGCACGCUAUCCGUCCUCGUUCGCAAAGGCGCGCACAAUGUCACCGAGCAACGACCCGGACGAGAGCUCCAACACAAUCUCGGUCAGACCCGCGGGGCUCGACAGCGCGGCCAAGAAGGCCUUAUACAAUUGCACGCUACUCAAAGUGCACGCACAUCUCGCGUCUACACUGGCAGGAGACGCCGAGGCGCGCGCGCAGAUCCCGGUCAUCGCGGCGGGUGAGGUCUUGUACGCCAACGACGACCUCCGAUUCCCACGCUCCAUAAACGAUGCGUUCAAGCUGCGCGGCCACUCUAGCACGCAUGCCUUUUCGCGCAGCCUGCACGUGGCGCUCGCGCGCACCGAGGUGAUGCGCAAGCUGCGCCGCGACAAGCUGCGCAUCGAGGACGAGGUGGAGAUCUCGUGGUUCCAGCGCAAAUACGGCAGCGCCGGCAUCGCGCCCGAGCUGAUCGCCAAGGCGCUGCGCCAGCGCCAGAUGGUGAGCCCCGAGGCGCUCGCCAAGCCGCCCAUCGCUGCACCGCACGACUCGGCUUCGGGCGGGCUCGACGGUCUCGCCGCCAGUCGCCGCCUGAGUGGCAUCGUGAGCCUCGAGCCGGGCCAAAAGGUGCACGCGCAGGGCGACAAAAACGGCAUCAUCGCCUGGGCGCACCGACCGAGCUACCUCGCGCGCACCGCCGUCUGGCUGCCUGCCGACGAGUUUGCGCCGGGCGAGCUGGUGGUGGCCCCGACCGCCCAGCAUGCUGUGCAGGAGGUUCCUGCAUCCGCACGACGUGGAUCGGCCUGGGGGAGCUCGGCGGUGUCGUAUUCGCCGAGGAUCCGCGUGCUGGCGGGGCUGCCGUCGGUGCAGGAGGAGAGGCGGCUCAAGUACCCGCCGACGCGCAAGUUCCGACCGCGCGACAUGCAGUCCAAGCACGCAUCGCGCAUGAUGUCCGCGAGCGAUUCGGCGGUGUGGGAGGGGCCGAACCGACGCAGCUCCAGCCGGCCCUCGCGAGAGUCGCCGCUCGCAUCGCCGUCGGGCAAACCCAAGCGGCUGCCGCCGUGGAUGGCGCCACGCGCGCCGCAGCUGCUUUCGCCGCGGUCGCCUACAUCGCCGUCGCACGACGCAAGGUCGGUCUCAGAGGGCGCACCUGCGUUCAGCACGCUUCAUGCGAAUGGGAGUGCAGUCUCGAUUCCGGAGGUGAGCGAGGCGGCGGAGCGCGGAGCCGAUAGCAGCGACGAAGAGGUGCCGCUGGCGCAGCUGCAGCUCUUCCGCGCGCACCGCGCAGCAGAGAAGGAGCGCAUCCAGCAGCUCGAGCGCGAGGUGGCGACGCUGCGGCUCAAGGAGCAGACGCGCAAGCGCGAGGAGGAGGACAGGAAGGCAAGGGAGGAAGAGGCGAGGCGCUUGGAGGCGGAGCGCGCGUACGAGGAGCGCAAGGCAGCCGCCGAGGCCAGGAGGCUCGAGAAGAACCGCAAGAUCCUCCAGGAGGCGCGCGACCGACGCGGCUUUACGCGUCAAUCCGUGUUGCUGGCCGAGCCCAACUACGGCGCGGGCAAUCCGCUGCUGGGACAGCACCGACCCGGGCUCAAGCAGGUGGUGACGAGCUCGCCGAGUUCGCCGGUGCUGGCGGGCGAGGCAUCGAGCACUGUGGGAAGGGCGGUGCAGCACGAUGCGGCGCUGGCCAAGCUGCAGGGGACGGCGGGUGCGGGUGCGCCACGCUCGCCGUCGAUGCUGUAUGCGCAGCACGAGGCACAGCGGCGCUCGAGGAGCUCGGUGGCGGCGGUGGAGUCGGUGGUGUCGCCCGUGGCGAGCCCGCGCGUGCGAGCGUCGCCGUCCGCGUCGCCGCUGAUGGACGUGCACAGGCAGAGCUCGAUGGCUUCGCUCGUGCCGCCGUCGGCGAUCCCGCACCAGCGCAGCAUGGGCGCGCUGCCCGUGUCGCCGCAGAUCACGCAGCGCAGAGCGUCGCUGCUGCCGCCGACUGAGCUGCACCACGCCACGUCGAUGCAGCAGCUGCCCAUGGCAUCGCCCAUGGCGUCGCCCAUGAUGGCCGCGAGCCAGUCGGCGUUCCUGCGACCGGAUCCGCGCCACUCGAUGAGCAUGACGAGCUUGCAUGCGCAUGCCUACAUGCAGGCGCAGCAGAUGCAACAGGCCCAGCACAUGAUGCAUCCGCAGGCGCACAUGCAUGCUGUCCAAAGACCCGGUGCGGCGCAGACGGUCAAGGUGAGCUCGCGCACGCGCGCGCCCAUGCCGCCACUCGUGUCGCUGUACGGCGACGUGGUGCCGUCGAGUGCGACGCAGCGACGCAGCUAG
This is a messenger RNA of Moesziomyces antarcticus, 3543 nucleotides long. RefSeq lists its product as uncharacterized. Bases 1 to 3543 code for a protein of 1180 amino acids. The record is from RefSeq and is a predicted model, not a curated record. Lineage: Eukaryota; Fungi; Basidiomycota; Ustilaginomycetes; Ustilaginales; Ustilaginaceae. The transcript has a single exon.